Mangifera indica (mango) is the source of this 1335-nucleotide messenger RNA. Its product is annotated as cysteine and histidine-rich domain-containing protein RAR1-like. The transcript is spliced from 6 exons. Gene Ontology annotation, molecular function: Hsp90 protein binding. Gene Ontology annotation, cellular component: nucleus; cytoplasm. The record is from RefSeq and is a predicted model, not a curated record. NCBI's taxonomy places the organism in Eukaryota, Viridiplantae, Streptophyta, Magnoliopsida, Sapindales, Anacardiaceae. Bases 424 to 1098 code for a protein of 224 amino acids. Gene Ontology annotation, biological process: defense response to fungus; defense response to bacterium.
UAUUCGUUAACUUAUUUCUUUUUUAGUGAUUUUUUUUAAUUUUCACCGAUCUUUCUUCUUUAACAACUUUUUCAACAAACAAAUCAAUCAGUCGAGUGAAUCAAACUUGAGUUGGCCAUUUAAAAUUCAAAUUGAACUUGAGAUGUUCCUUGUUUGGAUUCAAAUCCUCCCCUCGCUAUCAUACUUUCCAGUACUAUAAUUUUCUUUUUUUCACUUGAUUAUUUUCUGUUAGGUUGAUGGCGCAAAUUCUAGAAGACACGGUGAAGGCUACCUUACCUUGUCUUUUAUAAACCGAAAGGAUCAUAAUAUAAAAUAAAUCAUUGGGACCCUUUUCUUUUGAGACGACGACGGGAUCUCUAAACGGUUACAUUUGAGCCUUCGCGAAGUCUUCCAAAGACACAAUCACCGAGAAAGAGAGAGAGAAUGGAGAAACAGCAGCAAAACGAACAGGUGGUGAAACUUCGGUGCAAGCGAAUUGGCUGUGAUGCCGUGUUUACCGAAGAUGAUAAUCCUGAAGGUUCCUGCACUUACCAUGCUUCCGGACCUAUAUUUCAUGAUGGGAUGAAAGAAUGGAGUUGUUGCAAGAGGAGAAGUCACGAUUUUAGCUUGUUUUUAGAAAUUCCAGGAUGUAAGACAGGCAAACACACAACUGAAAAACCAGUGUUAACAAAAGCAACUCCAAAACCUGCAGUUUCUGCUCCUUCAGCAGCUCCUCCGUCCAGUACUUCAGCAAAAGAACUUUGCCCUAGAUGUCAACAGGGCUUCUUUUGUUCAGAUCAUGGUUCACAAGCAAAAGAACCAAAGCAUUCAGUUACAACAACACCUGCUGAAACCGAUGUAGAAGCUCAAGUGCCUCCUGCUCCAGUGAAGAGGAUUGAUAUAAACCAGCCGCAAACUUGCAAAAACAAGGGAUGUGGGAAAACUUUCAAAGAAAGGGAUAAUCAUGAGACUGCAUGUAGUUACCAUCCUGGGCCUGCUGUUUUUCAUGACCGAAUGAGAGGGUGGAAGUGCUGCGACAUUCACGUGAAGGAAUUUGACGAGUUCAGGGAAGUUCCACCAUGCACCAAGGGAUGGCAUAAUGCCAAUCCAGCAUCCUGAGCACCAGACAUGGAUGAGGAGAUUGAUAUGUCUCUGUCAGUCUUAACAUUUGUUCAUUGGUCAACAUAGUACACAAUGUGAUUCUGGUAUGAACAUUAUUGGACUCAUUUCUGCCCUUUCUGGUAGGAGCUUUGAAGAAACCAGUUUCUAUGGCUAUAUUCUGUUGUGUAUUUGUAUUUUGAAAUUUUCAGAUUACUGAAGAGUUGUGCUGGUAUGACUAAUCUUUCUGCCCUCAAA